Penicillium maclennaniae is the source of this 1206-nucleotide messenger RNA. RefSeq names its product putative pyruvate dehydrogenase E1 component alpha subunit. The coding region runs from base 1 to 1206 and encodes 401 amino acids. The transcript is spliced from 4 exons. Gene Ontology annotation, molecular function: oxidoreductase activity, acting on the aldehyde or oxo group of donors, disulfide as acceptor. NCBI's taxonomy places the organism in Eukaryota, Fungi, Ascomycota, Eurotiomycetes, Eurotiales, Aspergillaceae. The record is from RefSeq and is a predicted model, not a curated record.
AUGAGACCAUAUAAUUGCCCCUUACCACCAUUAAGGUCCCGCUUUCUGCGACUUCAUGCUCUUCCUGGCCCACUACAUGCUAGCACGCGUAGCUUCGCGCAAGUCGCCCAUCGGCCGGUGCUAGACGUCCCAUCGGAGGAUGACAAACCUUUCAUGGUGCCGAUCGCGGAUGCGAGUUUCGAGACAUACCAUUUCGACCCGCCACCAUACUCGCGUCGUGAAUUGGUGAAAAUAAAGCUCAUGCGUGCACAGACGGAUGGAACUCGCCGCAGAUGGGUUGUACAAGGAAAGAAAGAUUCGUGGAUUCUGCCACUUGUCGAUGGACAAGAGGCUGUCGCAGUCGGAAUCGAGCAUGCUCUUACCAAGGAAGACAAACGCAUUACCGCGUACCGCUCUCACGGUAACACUUUAAUGCGCGGUGCUACGAUAAGAUCAAUCAUUGGCGAGCUUCUCGGUCGGAGCGACGGUAUCGCGCAUGGAAAAGGCGGCUCGAUGCACAUGUACGCUAAGAGCUUCUUCGGCGGCAACGGUAUUGUGGGCUCAAGUGUGCCACUCGGAACUGGUAUCGCAUUGGCCCAGCAGUAUGACAACACAGGUAAUAUCACGGUCAAUCUAUAUGGCGAUGGAGCAGCCAAUCAAGGCCAAGUCCACGAGGCAUUUAACAUGGCGAAGCUGUGGAGCCUGCCUGUCAUGUUUGGCUGCGAGAACAACAAAUUUGGGAUGGGGACAUCAGUUGAGCGUGCUUCCGCCUCAACGGAAUACUAUAAGCGUGGGCAGUAUAUUUCUGGGCUCAAAGUUGAUGGGAUGGACGUUUUGGCGGUUCUGGCUGCUGUCAGACAUGGCCGAGAGUGGAUCAAGGCAGGGAAUGGGCCGCUCAUUUAUGAGUACGAAACCUACCGGUACUCUGGACACUCAAUGUCGGACCCCGGAACCGCCUAUCGUUCCCGCGAGGAAUUGCAGGAUGAGCGAUCAAAUGACCCCAUCACGAGCCUGAAGUCGAAGCUGAUAGACUGGCACAUCAUGACAGAGGAUGAGGCAAAGGCAGAAGAAAAGGAAAUACGAGGACUGGUGAGCCGCGAGAUACAGGCGGCUGAGCAAAUGCCCGAGCCUGAACCAAGGUGGGAUGUUCUCUUUGAGGAUAUUUAUGUCUCUGGGAGUGAGCCAGCCCAGAGACGGGGCAGGAGCAUCGACGAGACGAUCUAUUAG